ACUAACACCAAAAACUGACGUUUUGGCGUUCGUCCGUUACUCGUUUGUUACGGUGUUAAAGUGUUAUACAAUUUGUAUUCUUAUUCUUGUAUUUGUUAAAAUGAAAAGAAGCUAUCAAAGUGGGGCAAAGAAAAGGCAAGACAAGAAGAAAAGAGAAGAGGAUGCUUCAAAGUGUUCUUCCACCCUAUCUGCUUGGUUAUGUCCUACUACUAGUACUACUACAACUAAAAGUACUAAUGUCACAUCUACAUCUAGUACUGAAACUAGACCAAUAAUUGCCUCAGUCCCAGGAAAUGAGAUUGAAGAGGAAGUUACAGCUCAAGAUAACGCUGAAGAAAGUAUUGAUGAAGAAGUAACAUGCCUAGGGCUAGGGCAUCAACAAGAAAAUUGUGCCAAACCUCCAACAAGUCCUACGUCAAGCAGUGAACUGAUCGGCGUAAAUGAUCAAGUGGAAUGUAGCCGGACGAAUAAAAUUAAUGAAACUUGUUUAAACACCGGAGAACCCCAUUUUCCAGACCAGAUCAUCGAUCCAGAGGUGAAAAAACGAAUUAUUGAAUUAGGACUAGGACCCUAUCAACCAGUUGGCCCAUUUCCAUAUGAUGGAAAACAAGGUAGGUCCUUUUCAGAAAAUUAUUUUACCCUGAAGUCAAAGUCUGGGCUCAAACUGAAAAGAACUUGGUUGUGCUAUUCGUCCAAAUUGGAUUGUGUUUAUUGCCAACCUUGCUGGUUGUUUCCCCAGAAAGGACCUGUAGGAGGAUGGGAUUCAGGAUUAAGGGACUGGAAACAUUUGUCUGAUCGCAUAAAGACACAUGAGAAUUCACAGCACCAUGCUGAUUCCUGCUUGGUUUAUGAGCAAUGGCGACGUCAUGGCUCAAUAGACGAUGCACUAGAAAAAGGUUUGAAGGAGGAGCGGAAUUUUUGGAGGAAAGUUUUGAAGAGGGUCUUAGAUGUCUCCCUAAUGUUGGCAACAUGCAACCUUCCUUUUCGUGGAGACAGUUGGCAUAUCACUGAUAGAAAUAAAGCACAAAAUUGGCAAAAGGCGCCUAAUGAAGACUCAGAAGAUGGUAACAUUGAUGAGCCAGAAGAUGGAAUCUUUUACGGCAGGGAUCAAGAGAAUGACAAAGUAAAAAGUUUCAAGGCCAAAGAAAACAAGAAAAUCGAAAGAAAUUGA
Homalodisca vitripennis (glassy-winged sharpshooter) is the source of this 1171-nucleotide messenger RNA. RefSeq lists its product as uncharacterized. The coding region runs from base 101 to 1171 and encodes 356 amino acids. The transcript has 4 exons. The record is from RefSeq and is a predicted model, not a curated record. NCBI's taxonomy places the organism in Eukaryota, Metazoa, Arthropoda, Insecta, Hemiptera, Cicadellidae.